Cryptotermes secundus is the source of this 3185-nucleotide messenger RNA. It is a transcript of the gene Tbc1d15-17, whose product is annotated as TBC1 domain family member 15. The transcript is spliced from 10 exons. NCBI's taxonomy places the organism in Eukaryota, Metazoa, Arthropoda, Insecta, Blattodea, Kalotermitidae. Gene Ontology annotation, biological process: activation of GTPase activity. Gene Ontology annotation, molecular function: GTPase activator activity. The record is from RefSeq and is a predicted model, not a curated record. The coding region runs from base 161 to 2068 and encodes 635 amino acids.
UCGUCAGAGCGCGUCAGAGUGGUCAGAGUGCGUCAGAGUGGCCAGAGUCAGAGUCGUCAGAGUCACAUUUUAGGGGUGUGGGUUGGAUGGAGGUAUAGAAUGGACCGCUAGUGGGUUUGUUUUUGUUAUUGUAAGAAGACGAAGCAGGCGAACGAAAGAAAUGGACGAAUUAAAUGAUCAAGGGGUGGAAUUGUAUAGUCACCAUGGAGUACUCGUUAAAAGCCAAAAUCAGAUCCGCGAUGACGAUUCUCACUGUUCUGGUACUUUGAGUAUUAUUGAAUAUAGUGGCAUUGGGAAAUGUAUAGAGUGGAAGCCAACAGAGGUGUUAGUGGAUUCAGAGACAAAUGACCAGGAGUGGGCAAUGGUAAAUGCAGUAGGACGCAGGAAUCGUACUUCAAGUGGCAGUAAUGAAAGUCAAAGUCGAUGUCGAUCAGUGCGUAUUGAAGUGGCGCAUCUUAAAAGUUUCCGUGUUACAAGAAAUAGACAGCAGGUGACCCUGAUGGAGCGGGAUGGAACAACACACAGUGUGUUCUUCUUUCAGCAUGGUAAUGCAGACUGUUUUGUGGCUGCCCUGAAAGGAAACAUUAAAACUGUCAGAUCCAAGAAGGACAAGCAUCUGUAUAUAGUUCCAGAUGAGCCAGAAAGUCAGUUGGAUCGGUCAUUUGCAGAGUUGGAACUUUUCACAGAAAACACAACAGAUGUAGUGUGGAAAUUUGUAAGAAACCUACACCACCGUCCAUAUGAAACUACAUUAGAAACUUUUGCCAAGCUCACUGACAUAUGGUUGUUCAAAUCGUCAGAACAGAGGAGAGAAGAAGAAGUUGCAGAACUGCUAAAUAGAAGCCUUACCCUCAAUGAGACAUCUGCUGAUGCCAUUGGAGAAGAAUAUGCAGUUGUAGAUCUUCGUAAUGGACCACUUCUGCCACCCCGCCCCCCUGCCCCUCGAGGCCCCCCAUUAUCUAUAGAACAGUGGGCACAGUUUCAAGAUGAAGAUGGUCAUAUUGUGGAAGUGGAAAUAUUGAAGGACAUCAUAUUCAGAGGGGGAGUGGUACCUAAUCUCCGAUAUGAAGUGUGGAAGUUUCUUCUGGGUUAUUUCCCUUGGGAUUCAACACAUGCUGACAGACAGAAGCUACGAAAACAAAAAGUGGAAGAAUACUUUCAGAUGAAGUUACAAUGGCGAUCUAUUACUCCAGGUCAAGAGCAGAGGUUUUCCGAUUAUCGCGAAAGAAAGAGUCUUGUGGAGAAAGAUGUAAACAGGACAGACCGCACACUCCCAUUCUUUGCUGGUGAGAACAACGAAAACCUGAUGCUGCUGUCAGAUAUCCUGAUGACAUAUGUCAUGUACAAUUUUGAUCUUGGUUAUGUUCAGGGAAUGAGUGAUCUGCUUUCGCCCAUCCUCUGUGUUAUGACAAAUGAAGUAGAUGCCUUCUGGUGUUUUGUGGGCUUCAUGGACAAAGUGUGCAGCAACUUUGAGUUGGAUCAAGCUGGCAUGAAACAACAGCUCCAGCAGUUGCAUUGCCUGUUGUCGGUGACUCUGCCUGAUUUGAGUGCUUAUUUGGAAAAGCAUGAGUCUGGGAACAUGUUCUUUUGUUUCCGUUGGCUUCUGGUAUUAUUUAAACGGGAAUUCUCGUAUCAAGAUAUCAUGAGACUUUGGGAAGUUUUAUGGACUGACCUACCUUGUCCAAAUUUUCAUCUUCUUCUGUGCGUAGCAGUUUUAGACACACAACAGCAUAUCCUUAUGGAGAAUAAUUAUGGAUUUACUGAGAUACUGAAGCACAUUAAUGAUCUGUCAUUGCACAUUGAGCUGGAUUCAACAUUAAGCAAAGCAGAAGGAAUAUAUCACCAGCUGACAUCAGCUAUAUGUUUACCUGAUGUUGCAAGAAAGAUUAUUGGACUGGAUCCUCUUGGAGGUCCUGAUACUUUGGAACAAAAAGAACCACUGCAAACAACAGAUAUUGAUAAUGGCCUGAAAGUUGAAGAGGGUCCAGAGUCUUUGGAAACUCUUACGUUUUCCCCUAGAACAGGAGAGGUAGCAUUUGAACGAUCUCUCAAUUUAAAUUAUCUGUAAACAGAUAUAAUGCUAAAAAGGCUUUUAUAAAAGAAAAUGUGAUUUGAGAGCCUGUUUUAAAUGGGAUGCACGUAAAUUAUUUAUUUGUGUUUUGAAUUUGAACACUUGAUAUUUUGUAAUACAAUUUCGUGUAUAUAGAUUGUACCAUUUUUAUUAGUAUAAUAAUGGGCUUCUUAGAUAUUGAACUGAAUGAAAAGACAUGUUCCAAUAUUGUCAGGAUGAAUUCAUAACAGCCUUAUGCAUUUGUGAGAAAUGCAGAUUUUUUCAUUCAGUUUUCAUUGAUACAUGAAUAGAAUUGAUAUUUAUUUAAAUAAUCUUCACUUCAUGAUAUUCAAGAUUGUAUUAAAGAGUAUAUUUUUUCUAACUUGCACCCACUUUGCAGCUCUUACAUUAGGAAGGCAGUAGAUUGUGUCGCCUUUUAAUGCCCUUCCAGUUGAAAGGGUUCUGACAGUGGUAUUUUACAGUUAGUAUUACUGGGUUUCUGCAUUUUGUCUGUUGUCUUAGGAUUCUGCACACACUGGAUGUGUUGCCAACCUCAGAGGAAAUGUGAUGAUGAGAUUAGCUUGGUGUAAAUACGGUAUUUCUCAGCUAGUGGGACUUGACAGCUGGGUGGGAUGUAAGGUCACAAAAAUGACAUCCAUUAAUGAAAUAGACUUAUAAAAAGAUGAGCAUUGUUUUUACUGUGGUGGGAUCCAGAUGUGACAGUUGAGAAUCACUGCCCUAACAGACCCAACUGAGCAGGUAAUUCCCCACCUUUUGUCCUGAUGAUAGAAACUUUUAGUUUUUGAAUGCUAAGAUGGUGGACAAGGUCCAAAAGCCCAGUAAUACAUAUUUUGUAUCUGUCACCAAUAUUAUGUUGGCAUUCAUAUUAUCAGACAUUCUGUCAGUCCUUUCUUGGGUAUGGUCUUCCCCUCCCAAAGCCUCUUUCUCACCCUUGAAUUGCCCACGAGGUGUACAGUAGACUUAGAAGUCCAGUAUUAUCCCGGUUUCUGUCUGAUCCAGCAGUUGUCUGGGCUCAGGAAAAGGAAGUCUGCCUGUAUGAAAUGGGAAGCUCCUUGUUAUGUGACAUUGCUGUGUAGUUGAUAAGGUAAUGAAAUAAAAUUGUUUUGUUCAGUCA